This is a messenger RNA of Arabidopsis thaliana (thale cress), 346 nucleotides long. RefSeq lists its product as uncharacterized. The record is from RefSeq and is marked reviewed. Lineage: Eukaryota; Viridiplantae; Streptophyta; Magnoliopsida; Brassicales; Brassicaceae. The transcript has a single exon. The coding region runs from base 1 to 135 and encodes 44 amino acids.
AUGGAAAUGAAUCUUAAAAAAUGGAAACAACUAUUUGAGUUAUUGGGAUAUGAGCAAGAAACAGGAGUAAAAGGAAAUAAUACCGCACGGGGUAGUCAGAGAUUGAGCUGGUCAGGGAGAGACAAUAAGAGCUGACACAAAGAAAAGAGAGAAGAUUCACGCGGUGGUACCGAACUGUGGUGAGGUUUGGUCCUACACGUGACCUGGCACGUGAAGCAUAGCCCAUGGCCACAUGGGCCCCUAGCACGUGCGGCCUCCCACACGCGUACGGCAUUCCUUCUUUCGCAGAGUCCCUGUGACGAGCAUGGACCACUCUACGUCUUUCUUUACCCUAUAGGCUUGGUCC